AUUACGUCUAUCACUGUCAAGAGUGCCUUCUCUCUUUUGCCCUUUGUUUUUAUUCAUUAUUUAGAAAACUAGGUCUACAUUUUCUCAUUUCUUAUUGUUUUGUUCAAAUUGAAUUCAAUUAGCCAGCCAAAUUCAGGAGGUAUGUUGAAUAUACGGUAAUGAAAUAAGGACUUUUAAGGAAUCAUGGCCAAGUUACGGGUUUUAUUUGGAACGUCCGUCCUGGUCAUUGUUUGGUUCAGUUGCGCUGUCAUUGGUGAUUGCACUAACAACGAUGGAUCAACAUGUACAGGAUCGGCAUGCUGUUACGAUGAUAUACCCAAGGCACUCGGCGAAGGAGGUGGAAUAAGCUUGAUACAAGACUGUUAUCCAAGUGGAAUGACAGUAAACUAUACAUGCCCAGGGAAUCUAAGAGGUCCCCCAAACCAAAUUUGCAACAACGGGGUGUGGAGUUACCCAUUUGCCCCAACUUGCGAAGCUAUUACCUCAUGCGCCCAACCAACGGUACCAACUGACGGCAGUCUCAUUCCGACUCAGUCUCAAUAUGACCUCUAUACGCGAAUCAACUACGCCUGCGACGACGGGUACUCAUUGGAAGGCCCAGAUGAGGCCGUUUGUGAAUCAAGCGGGACCUGGAAUCCAUCCACUACGCCCUCAUGUAAAGAUUCAUCUCCAUCCGCAACUGAAUCAAACCCUUCGACUCCAAGCAAAUCGUCUACCUCGGUUACAUUUUCAACUGAUCCAAACCCUUCGACUCCAAGCAGUGUGAUGACAUCAGAAUCUUUUUCAAGGAUUACGGAAUCCCCUUCCCCAAACUUUUUACCAUAUAUUGGCAUCGCUUUUGCUGUCAUUGUUUCGCUAAUUGUCGCUCUAUUUGGGUAUAUAUUCAGGCUACACAUCAAGAAUAAUAAGUUGAAGAAAGCUAAUAAUACGAUGGAGAUGGCCGGCAAUUCUGAUAAUUCUUCAAAUCUAGAAGCGGGAAAUCCCGAUGGUAUCCACCACGAAUAUCACGAUCCCAGCACGCGAGAGAGGACAGCAGUAACAGUGUCAAGUCAUCAGUACGAAGAAAUUAUACUUCAUUCAACACCGACUCCAGAAUCUAAUCGACGUGAUCAAAGCUACGACAACGUGCCUAAUAAUCACCAAUCGUCGAAGUAUGUGAAUGUCACGAUUGCCAAUUUUCCUGGGAACGCUGGUAUUUCCAGGUGGGCCCGGAAAGUGAUGGGGAAAUCCAAGUAAAUGAAUCUCAGAAAAAUACAUGACAAAUUAUCUGUAUCACCAUGAACCUAGUAGUAGGUCCAUGGUAUCUGUGACCACGGCCGUAAUUAUUGAUGGCGACUGAUUUAUAGAUAUUAGAUACAGCAUUAAAAAUUCAGUGAUACCCCUUUCUUUUCUCUUUAAGUUUUGUUACCAAUAAAAACACACAUUGACGAAAUGUUAUUUAGCUUGAUCACGUUUGAUGCACUAGGCAAGCAAAGCCAUAAAAUAGGCUACUUUAAACGGAAGAGUGAAAGAGAAGAAGCGUAGAAGCGGAGGCAGGGGCCUGGGAAAGAUUUUUGAAGAGGCGUGUUUUCCUUCAGCAAGAAAUUAUCCCACAUUGUGCUGCACUCAACCCAGGUGAGGUGAUAAUGGGUACCCGACAGGAUUAAUUUAUUGAAUGGUUGAAAGGCAGCUCGAGCUAACAAUGCGCGCUCAGAAUAGAUCAUUUCUAAAUAAAUGGCGCUAUAUACAUGCAUAUUACAUACAAUUAUUAGUAGUAGUAGAAUUACACCAACCUGAUUUCCAAGAGGUGUUGCAUAUGGUAUAUAUAACAUAUGCAACACCCCCUUGACAAAUCUUAAUGGUGUGCUUCACCCCCAGAAAUCCACCCCCCCCCCCCCGGACCUUCUUCACAGGGCAAUGAGGAUGGGGACAACUCCAUAGUGCCACUGAUGCGGCCUUUUGUUGAAAAUGCAUGUCAGUGUUUUUUUUAAUUCUUGUCAUCUUGUUUAUGUAUGUACCCAUGUAAUUUGUAAACACAUACCUUUCAGCCCUUGGCCUCAGUAUAUGUAACAUUAUUGUAUACAUGUAAGUUUUUGAAAUGUAUAAACCUUGAAUACAAUCUGAACAACUUUUGAAAAUUCUACACAGGACUUGGUGCAUUACCCAUCAAAUAUGCACAUUACCUUUUUACCCGAUUUCGGGUCGAAUUUGUUUUCAGAGUGAAUACAUAUUUGAAAGAUGUAAAAUUUAUUGGGUGCCUUGGACUGGCAGAGUAGAUGUUUUGCAUUGAGCUUGCAAAUAUUUCAAUAAUCGUAGACAAGUGCAAUUUUCAUAAAUGAAAUGUGAUGCAAUGCAUGUAUGACAAAAGAAGAGCCAAUGUCAUACUCAUUAUUUUGCAACAUACAUUAAAACUUUUAUCAUGGAAAAUAUUGCAAAGUUCAAAUGAAAUUAAAUCUAUGUAAGAAUAGCGACAUAAGCAUUGUGAAGUAAUAACAGUGAACCAUUGCGCUGUAUAUAGUCUGGUUUUCUCUCACCUUUCCUUUAGAGGCUCCAAGCUUAAAAUGGCGGUCUCCAACAUUUCAAUUAACGAUAUUAUAUGUAUUGUUUCAGACAUGUUUCAACAUUUUUUUAAGAUGAAAUUUUCCAUGUAUAAUUUAUAUCUUGCUUAGAACAGUACAACUAUUUUAUUACAUUUUCAUUACGUUUAUUGUUAUUAAAUGCUAAAAACUGAUUAUACUAGUACUUUGCGAAUGAAAUGUGGAAAUCAAAUCAAAUCAAACUACAUGUACUGCAUCGAGUAUUAUUCAUUCUGCAUAGACUGAGGAAUGCAACACAGAAAAAUAUUAUGUUAAUAAUGAACUUGAUUAUUAUCAUGUUCGUUUUAUAUCAACAAUUAAGGUCAGUGAGCUUCUUACAAUGAUAUAUUAUUUUGCAUGUUCCCAAAUGUUUUGGUUACUAUUUGAAUAAUAUGAUUAAAUAAUCCCUUCUGCCCAGUUUUCUCCUCCCUAUAUCUCCUGCUGCCAUUAUUUCUCCUUCUCUAUUACACCCCCCCCCCUCACAAUUAUGGACAAUAUCAUUAAUCAAUUAACUUAAAUUUUGUUUAAAAUUUUCUUAAGAUGUAUUUUCAACUAUUCAUAUCUUGAAUCGGACAAACUGAAAGGAAACUGCUACCAUCUGUAUUGCAUUGUGGCUUUGUAUAUUUAUUCCAUAUAUCCAUGAUAUAUCAAUAAUAUAACGAUUCAAGGUAGUGUAUUUUAAAGCUCUAUAAAAUAAAUGGAUUAAGAACAUUC
Messenger RNA from Lytechinus pictus (painted urchin), 3269 nucleotides. RefSeq lists its product as uncharacterized. Bases 184 to 1236 code for a protein of 350 amino acids. The record is from RefSeq and is a predicted model, not a curated record. The transcript has 10 exons. NCBI's taxonomy places the organism in Eukaryota, Metazoa, Echinodermata, Echinoidea, Temnopleuroida, Toxopneustidae.